AUGGAAACAUUAUUAACAUCACUUAAUACAACAUCAAUUGGUUCUAAUAUUACAACAACAACAACAACAACAACAAUCACAACAACAAUCCCAACAACAACCACAACAACAACAACAAUCCCAACAACAUCAAAUAAUAAUGAUAAUAAAGAAGAAGAAAUUUUAAUACCAUCAUUAUUAUCAUCAGAAUUAAUUUCAAAUUCAAAGAAUUCAAUAAUUAAACAAUCAAAAGAAAAAGGUAGAUAUGUUGUAGCAAAAAGAGAUAUUAAAGCUGGUGAAAGUAUUGUAUUUAGAGAAGAACCAUAUGUAGUUUGUAUGAAUUAUAAAGAUCCAUAUGAAAGAAAGAUUUGUCAUCAUUGUUUUGGAUUAUCAUCAACUACAUCAAAAUCAAUGAUAACUACACCUGAUUUUACAUUACAUUGUGAAACUUGUAAUAUCGUUUGGUAUUGUUCAAACUAUUGUCAAUCAAAUGACCUUACCUAUCAUAAACAUGAAUGUUUUACCUAUAAAAGAAUGCAAUCAUCAUCACAAUUUGAUACAUCAUGUAAAACUUCAAUUAAAUUAUUACUAAAAUUAAUAAUUAAACAAUAUUUAGAAAUUAAAGAAUUAUCAAUUAAAAUAAAUAAUGAUUCUUCAUCACCAUCAUCAUCAGUUAAAUUUAAAGAUAUUUUAACAUUAGAAACUAAUUUAAAUAAAUUUUCAACACAAAGAAUUACAGAAUUUAGAAUGAUUUCAAAAUUUAUUGAAAAAACAAUGGAUAAAGAAUUUUUAAAAAUUAUAUGUCCAACUAAUAGGGAGGUUAUAGAAUUUCAAAAUAAUUUAAUAAAGUUAAUGUGUAUAUUAGAGUGUAAUUCCCAUGAUAUUUCAUUUACUAUUCCACAAUCAACCAAAUCAUCAUAUGAAUACUGUUCGAUUGGUAUUGGUCUUUUCUAUCAUUCAUCAAUGUUUAAUCAUAGUUGUAAUCCAAAUAUUUGUAAAGUGAUUGAAAGUAAACAACAUGCACAACCAAUUUCCAAUGAAAUGGUGGAAUAUUCAGGUAACUUUGCAACACAUUCAAUGAUUGCAAUUAAAGAUAUUAAAAAAGAUGAUGAAAUCUCUUUUAACUAUAUUCAAAUCACACUUUCAAAAGUUGAUAGAUUAAAAAAAUUAGAAUCUGCUUAUCAUUUUCAAUGUAAAUGUUCAAGUUGUAUUGGUGAUAUUAAUCAUAAACCAUCAAUUAAAUCUCAUUCACAAUUUAUUGAAAAAUAUAUUUGUAAAUCUAAAUCUGGAAAUUGUUCUGGAAUUUUAUUCCCGUUAAAUGAUAAUUUAAUUUGUAAUAUUUGUAGACCAAUAAUUUUAAAAUAA
This is a messenger RNA of Dictyostelium discoideum AX4, 1344 nucleotides long. RefSeq lists its product as hypothetical. The transcript has a single exon. Gene Ontology annotation, biological process: chromatin remodeling. The record is from RefSeq and is a predicted model, not a curated record. Lineage: Eukaryota; Evosea; Eumycetozoa; Dictyosteliales; Dictyosteliaceae. Bases 1 to 1344 code for a protein of 447 amino acids.